This is a messenger RNA of Brugia malayi, 936 nucleotides long. RefSeq lists its product as hypothetical. The record is from RefSeq and is a predicted model, not a curated record. Bases 1 to 936 code for a protein of 311 amino acids. Lineage: Eukaryota; Metazoa; Nematoda; Chromadorea; Rhabditida; Onchocercidae. The transcript has 10 exons.
AUGACUUCCGUUGGUUGUGCUGUAAGAAAUGCAUCCCAUGCUGGAUCCUGGUAUACAGAUGAUCCAAGAAAACUCCAUCGUGAACUAACAGAAUGGCUCAGUGCUGCCGGUUCACGUCAUCCUCAGUCAGCUCGUGCUAUUAUUUCACCGCAUGCUGGUUAUUCAUAUAGCGGCAGGGUUGCAGCUUUUGCCUUCAAGCAAAUUAUUCCCGAAACUGUUAGUAUUAUAUUCGUAUUGGGACCAUCACACGUAAUGUCGUUGGAUACUUGUGCAUUAUCAACCUGUUCGCGUUAUCGUACACCUAUAGGUGACCUUCAGAUCGAUCAACGAACAAAUAUGGAGCUGAAAGAAACCGGAGCUUUUUCAUUAAUGGAUUUGCGUAGUGAAGAAGCGGAACAUAGCAUUGAAAUGCAAUUGCCUUACAUAGCAAAAAUUAUGGAAAAGAAGUCGAUGAAUAGUUAUAGCAUUGUACCAGUAUUGGUAGGAUCACUUUCACCUUCAAAGCAAGCCAGUUAUGGUAAAAUAUUUAGCAAGUAUCUGUCAGAUCCGAAGAUAGUUUUUGUCGUCAGUUCCGACUUCUGUCAUUGGGGAAAUCGAUUCCAUUUCAUGCCAUACGACAAUAGCACCGGUGUACCAAUAUAUGAACAAAUUGCUGCUAUGGACAAACAGGGAAUGGACGCAAUUUCUAGUCUUAAUCCAGCCGUGUUUGGCGAGUAUUUGAAAAGGACACAAAAUACAAUCUGUGGCAGAAAUCCAAUCAGCGUUAUACUUCAUGCAGCGGAAUAUUUCCGUCAAAUGAACAAUCAUUUCGCGGAAUUCAUAUUUCUUAAAUAUGCACAGUCUAAUCAGAGCCGUAACUUGAACGAUUCAUCCGUUUCAUAUGCAGCAGGUGCCCUUUUCAUUAAUCCGAAUGAGCGAAUGAAUUUCGAGCAAUGA